Salvia hispanica is the source of this 1439-nucleotide messenger RNA. RefSeq lists its product as uncharacterized. Gene Ontology annotation, molecular function: calmodulin binding. The record is from RefSeq and is a predicted model, not a curated record. Lineage: Eukaryota; Viridiplantae; Streptophyta; Magnoliopsida; Lamiales; Lamiaceae.
UAAGCUGAAACGCAAUGACUUGUACAGGGAAAAGAAGAAGUAUAUUUAAUUUGAAGAAAAUAAGAAAUUGAAAAUGGAGAGUUUACUGUGUGAGAAAUGGGAGCUUCAGCCGAGGCAUUCGUCGAAGGAGGUGCUGCAGCGGUGGAGGGAUCUCUGCAGUGUCGUCAAGAAUCCCAAAAGACGAUUCCGAUUCACCGCUAAUAUCACCAAACGCCAAGAGGCUGCUCGAAUGUGCAAAACCAAUCAGGAGAAAUUGAUGAUCUCAGUGCUUGUCUCCAAAGCGGCAUUUGAUUACAGCUCAUCACAGCUCUCCAGCGCAACCAACUGUCACGAAGCUGCACAACCAAUCAGCAUAUCACAGCUCUCCAGCGCAACCAACCACCGCACCGAGCCGCCGUAUCCUAUUCCACCGUUCGCGGCAGCUUUCCCCAUGGCCGAAGAGUUUGUCUCGGCGUUUCGUGACCUGCAGAACAACGCUACAAAUAAUGAAAAAUUGGUGGAGUUUGUCCGCUGCUACUACGUCAACAACCUCAAAGCUCCCGAGUUUUGCUCAGCACUCAAACUCCAUCUCAACCCUACUCACCACCAACCUCCAAAUGAUCCUCCCUUCAUCAUUGUUCAAAACUUCUUCCAUGAAAUAUCCCGUCUCAGCACCAAUCAUCAGAUGAUGGAAAAUGCCCUAAACUCCAUGAACACGAAUUUCACCAAGCAGCUCCAUUCCAUUGCUGUCUCAAAUAAAGUGUAUUCUGUUUUAUUAAACGCAGCGACCAUGAUAUGCGCGGCCGUGGCUGAGAUUGCUGUCGCGGAUGUCAUUCUCAUGAGGGGAUGGGCGAGGGCAGGGGUCGGAGCAGUAGUCGCUGUGGCGUCCAUUGUGUUCGCUGCGCUCGGGGAAUGGCACCGAUCAGUUCUCAUGGAUCGAGAGGCUGCAGUCAAGAAACACAAGGUGAUAAUUGAUCAUAUGAUUACGCUCGCCCGGCCCAUCAUGACGGAUCUCAGCAGGAUUUACUCUGACGCUCACAGCUUGAGGUUCGAGAUCAAAUCUUUGUCCGAGGCUGUUGAUGGCCAGGAGAAACUGGCAGCGGUGGAAAAUUGCUUACUACAUAAUGUUGAAAAAUUCAAUAGUGCUAUGAACUUGGCUAAAGACUUGGUGCUUAAGAGCAUAUUUGAACAGUUAGAUUGAGGCAUAACUAUGUUCAGUUCAAGUAAAAUUAUAGUAACUCCAGUCGAUGAUAAUACGUUGUUUGAUAGUAUUAAUAAGUACGGCACCGUCCCGGCUAAGAUGGAAUAUUUCUGAGGUGGUAUGGAAGUUUAGGAGUUGAUGAUUGAUGCGUUUAAUUGAAGAGAAAAAUGUGAAUGUAAAUGUCAAAUGGAGAGAUAAAGAGAGUUGAAUAUUUUAAUUGUAUUGCUCCAUUUUUAGUAACAAAUCAUCUUAGUUGAGA